UCAAGGCAGUUUCAAAGAGCCAGAGGAAGAAAACAGCAGCGUAGACGGAGGAAAAGCCGGAGGGAGCGGUGGGGACCUCAUGGGCUGGGGCAGUGGCUCCAAGUGCUGGGGAUACGACUGCUGCCAGCCACCCCGGGGGAACAAGGGCAGCCAAACAAGAAUGCAACUGACCAAGCCGGAGAAGGUGCCCGAGCCGCACAGCUUCAAGGAGAAGGCCUUUAAGAAGAAGAAGAAAGCGUGUGUGGUGUGUAAGGAAUCCAUUGAGGCACUGGGCCUCGUCUGCCAAGCCUGCAAGAUCGCCAGCCACAAGAAAUGCGAAGCGAAGGUGGUGUCAUCCUGCCAGCCCCUUCCCCCGCCUGAAUUGAGGCGGAACAACCGCUCCGGCUCGGCGCAUCGAGCACUUGGGCUCCACCAAAUCCUCCACACCUCGAAGCAACGCAGCACGCUGCCCAGGAGCUUCAGCCUGGACCACGUGAUGGAGCGCAAGUACGACCUUCGACCUGACCUACAUCAACCGAAACGCAUCAUCUCCGUCUUCUUCCCCCCCGCCCUGGAGGAGCAGCGUUACCGCGGCAACCUGCGGGAGGUGGCGCAGAUGCUCAAGUCCAAGCAUGAGGAUAAGUAUACGCUUUUCAACCUGUCCGAGAAGCGUCAUGACAUCAGCAGGCUGAACCCCAAGGUUCAGGAUUUCGGCUGGCCGGACUUGCACGCGCCCCCCCUGGACAAGAUCUGCUCCAUCUGCAAAGCCAUGGAGACCUGGCUGAACUCGGACCCCCAGCAUGUCGUGGUGCUGCAUUGCAAGGGUAACAAGGGCAAGACGGGCGUCAUCGUGGCUGCCUAUAUGCACUACAGCAAGAUCUCUGCCAGCGCGGACCAGGCGCUCAGCACCCUGACCAUGAGGAAGUUCUGCGAGGACAAAGUGGCCGCAUCCCUGCAGCCCUCCCAGAAAAGGUACAUCAGUUACUUCAGCGGGCUGCUGUCGGGCACCAUCAAGAUGAACAGCAACACCCUGUUCCUGCACCACGUCCUCAUUCCCGCCAUCCCCAACUACGAGGCCAGUGGAGGCUACCAGCCCAUCCGGAAGAUCUACCAGUCCAUGCAACUCGUCUACACCUCGGGGAUCUACAGUGUCCCGGGCCCCGGCCCCCAGAAGCUUUGUGUCACCCUGGAGCCAGCCCUGCUGCUGAAAGGGGACGUGAUGGUGAAGUGCUACCACAAGCAGACCUGCAGCUCUGACCGGGACGUGGUUUUCCGCGUCCAGUUCCACACGUGCACCAUCCACGGAGCCCAGCUCUGGUUCGGGAAGGAUGAGCUGGAUGAGGCCUGGCAAGACGAACGCUUCCCCUUCGAAGCCAGCGUGGAGUUCGUCUUCUCUUCCGGACCCGAGAAGAUGAAAGGCCUGGAGACCUUACGGAACAGCCCAGCCAUCACAGUGGAUUAUAACAUCUCCGAUCCCAUGGUGCGCUGGGACUCCUACGAGAACUUCAACCUCCGUCACGAGGACAGCCUGGAAGACAUGGCCCACACCCGCGGCCCCAUCGACGGCAGCCUCUACGCCAAGAUCAAGAAGAAGCGGAACCUGAGUGGCUUCUCCGCCGGCGGCGGGAGCCCAGCCAGCGCGGACUCCACCCAGCCAGGCAGCCGCUUCCUCUCCGUCAGCAGCGACUCGGGCCACUCCUCCAUGCUGGCCGAACCCUCCCCUCCCGCCAAGCUGCUGCCCACGCCGGCCGAGCGGGAGGAGCUGGACAGGCUGCUUGGAGGCUUCGGGGUCAAGGCCAGGCCGGAGACCCCCAAGCAGCAGAGGGGGGCAUCCCCGCACCAGGAGCUGGGGGAUGCCCCGCACAGCAAUGGGGCCAGGGACAGGGAGACGGCCAUCUUGGAAGACGACCUGGUGGAGAUGAGCCCCUUCGGGCCCCUGCCGUACCCCAGCCGGCGCCCCGGCCUAGCCCGCCACUGCUCCUGCCGCCUGGGCUACCGCUCGCAGAGCUGCCCGGGCGCCCACAGCCCCGAGAGGCUGCCCAGCGGUGCCUACUACAGGCCAGAGGGCACCUUGGAGCGCCGGCGGCUGGUCUACAGUACCAAUGGAGUCCACCUGCACCCCGCCGAGGGCUACCCCUGCCUGCCACAGGAGGCCGGGCCGGGGGAGAAGCGGCGGGUGUAUCGCUCCCUCUCCGAGGGCCUGCAGCCCCUCGCCCACCCCUACGUCUAUGAGCUGCCUCACAGCUCCAGCAAGCGAGAGGACCUGGCCUACAAGCCACCCAGCUACCGGGAGGUGCUGCUCCUGGAAGAGGAGCCAGGGUGCGGCUUGGAGCUGUGCCCUUGCCAGGACUGCCAGGAGAAGGCUCACGAGGAAGCCGGCCUGCCCCCCACCACUGCCUUCUACGGCCUGCACCCUGGGCAGCCGUGACCUGAGGAGUGGGCCCACGAGAGUGCCAAGUCCCCCCUGUCCCGGGCAGGGCACCCCGGCCAGCCCGUGCCGUUGCUGAUGCCGGCCGCCUACAGCCAGCGCACCCGGGGGCAUCACGAGGUGUUUGACUUCGAGCCCGCCCACGCCAAGAUGCCGACGCACUUCGGCCACGGCUACCCGGCCCAGCCCAUGCCCGGCACCCACCAGAAGGGCCACCAGGGCAUGGAGCAGAGCCUGGAGACCUUCCACUACCGCUAUGGCCCCCCCUACCCCGCCCUGCUGCCCCACGGUGCCUAUGCCUGCGGCACCCCCACUCAGUGCCCCCAGCCGCCCUUCUACGGCCGGUCCCCGGCCAGGCCCUGCACCUCCCCGCCGGACAUGCGGCCGUACACACCAGGCUACCACUCGCCCCCGUCCGGCUCGGCAUCCCCCGUCAGCUCGGCCUACCCGGCCUCCAGAAACCAAAGCUACGAGCCCCAGUCCCCGGAGACAGGCCAGGGCUACCCACACCCGGGGCACCAGGACCAGAUACCCGCUGAGAUGCAGGGCCAUGGAGAGGAGGCGCCCUGGCGAGACGUCCCUGGCUCCCUGCACCAGCCCCACCGGGAGGCUCAUGCCGCCUGCCCCGCGCCCCCUGAGCUGUCGGGCCCGCCGACUCCUCUGCACACCAGCAGUCCGGUGCAGAGCAAAGACAGCCCCGCGAUGCCCAAAGGCGGCACCCCGGCUGCCAGCCUGCAGGAGAGCUCAGCGUGCUCCAGCCCGGAGGAAACGGCCCCACCCAGCGCCAAGAGGACCCCAGAGAUGAGCUCAGCCCUGCCAGGGGCCGCGCCCAGCCCCACGCAGCCCCCUUCUCCGACACAGGCCUGUGGCCACGGAGCCACCUCCAGGGCCCAGGCCAAUGGGCCGGCCCUGAGGCAGCCCUGUCCCCGAGCCCACAGCCUCGCCAGCCCACCCCAGGGCACCGGCCUAUCCAGGGUGAACCCGGGAGAAGCCCCAAGUCACCUGAAUGGCCCCAGCUGCCCAGCUGUCUCCCCUGAUUCACCCCCCAGAAAUGGGACCCCAGCACACCUGCUGCCCCCUGGCAUGGACAGGCUGGCCCAGCGCAGCCCCCUGGGCGCGCCUGUCCACAGCCAGGCCUGCACCAGCUGCAGAGCGACAGCUACGCUCAGGAACCCAGCCUCCUACAAUGGGCACCUGCCUAGUGAUAGAGCCGAGCUGGCCCCGGGCACCCUGGCCCGCUGCCCCAAUGGCAGCCCCCUCCCGAGCCCCAUUGCCUCCUACAGCCCCUCCGACCUGCAGUGCUCCCCGACCCCUGCCUUCCCCAUCGCUACAGCCUACUACCCGGGCAGGGAGAGGAGCCCGCCACCCCCAGGCUCCCCCAGCCAGAGCCACGCCCGCGAUUCGCCGCAGCAGCCGCCGUUGCCCGAGAAGCGCCACACGCUAGUGUCUGGCAACUGGGAGAGGAGCUCGCCCCCAGGACGGGGCACUGGGACGGGCCACCACGUCACCUUCGCACCCGACACCACCAGGCCGGACCCAGCAUCCCCGUCCGGCUCUCCGGGGGCCCGCUCGUCCCUUUCAGACAUGCAGCCGGAGAGCCACAGCAACGUCAAAUUUGUCCAGGAUACGUCCAAGUUUUGGUAUAAACCCAACCUGUCCCGGGACCAAGCCAUUGCCCUGCUGAAGGACAAGGAGCCUGGCUGCUUCCUCAUCCGCGACAGCAACUCCUUCCAAGGUGCCUACGGGCUGGCUCUCAAAGUGGCGACACCCCCGGCCAACUGCCUCACCCUCCCUUCGAAAGGUGACCCCAUGGAGCAGCUGGUGCGUCACUUCCUGAUUGAGACGGGCCCCAAGGGGGUGAAGAUCAAGGGCUGCCAGAACGAACCCUAUUUUGGAAGCCUGCCCGCCCUGGUCUCGCAGCACUCCAUCACCCCUAUCUCUCUGCCCUGCAAGCUCCGGAUCCCCAGCAGAGAUCCCAUGGAGGAGACCUCGGACGUGGCCAUCCCCACCAACGUGAGCACGGCGGCUGAUUUGCUGAAGCAGGGAGCGGCCUGCAGCGUGCUCUACCUCAGCUCGGUGGAGACGGAGUCGCUGACGGGCCCCCAGGCCGUGGCCAAAGCGGCAGCCAGCACCCUGAGCUGCAGCCCCCGCCCGCUCGCCUGCCUCGUGCACUUCAAGGUCUCGGCCCAGGGCAUCACCUUGACGGACAAUCAGAGGAAGCUGUUCUUCCGGCGCCAUUACCCCGUGAACAGCAUCACCUUCUGCAGCACGGACCCACAGGACAGGAGGUGGACGAAUCCGGACGGCACCACCUCCAAGCUCUUCGGCUUCGUGGCUAAGAAGCAGGGCAGCCCCUGCGAGAACGUCUGCCACCUCUUCGCCGAGCUCGACCCCGAGCAGCCGGCCUUGGCCAUCGUCAACUUCAUCACCAAGGUCAUGCUGGGGCCGCACAGGAAAUGAGCGAGGCCGGGAGAGACGCCAGCCCUGCCCCUUUCCCCCGGCCAGCGCCCAGCCACACAGGGGGCAGCGGCUCCUAGCGGGGGCAGUGGCUGGGCUGCGGGUGCAGCCCACCCAUCUCGCUGACCCUGACACAGGCCUGAUCCCGCUCGCCCUUCAGUCAGGAUGGGGCGGGGGGUUCUCAUCUGGCCAUUCCCCCCACCCCCAGCUCGAAGCUUUAACCUUGUCAGAGACACCAAAAACCAAAGGCACCUGGCUAACGGGGGGCCCAGUUCGGUCACACGCCCUGUGGUGGCACAGCAGGGGUUAAUGCUCAGGGCUCUGGAAGGGGGCAGCCUUGGGGCUGGUGAUCUCAGCAGUGUGGGGUCACUGGAGACAGCGGGGGGCAUGGAAGAGGCAGGCAGCCAGGGGCUGGGCCGUUGCCGAGGGGAUGAAGGCUCCUAGAGGGGGAAGUGUCCGAGAAGCUGUAUGUGCCGAAGGAGCAGGGGGCAGGAGCACGCGGCAGUUAGCAAGGCCAGGGCCCACCCCAGGGUGCCUGGCCCUGCAUGGGGUUGCCAGGAGCCGAGGGAGUGGGAGAGACAAGUUCACGCUCCCGGCAUGAUCAGUGCAGGCACUUGGCUCUCAGCAUGCCAAGGCCUGGGCACGGGAUUCAAGAGCAGAGCCAGCAUGGUCUAGGGGGUUACAGCAGGGAUGGGGCUGGUGAUCAGGACUCCUGAGAUCUAGCCCCUGCUCAUGGAUAGGGGUGGGAUCUAGCAUGCCAGAGCCAGGGGGCUGGGAACUAGGACUCCUGGGUUCUAUCCCCAGCUCUCCCCCUGCUGGGCUGUGUCUUAGCAAGUGCAAUGUCAGUACUCAUGCGAGGGGCCGGUUGUUUCUCGGAGGACCAGCUGCCUACGGAGGCAGGCUGCUCCCACAGAUGAGAUCCUGCCAGCGCAGGCAGGGGCCAACUCAGGCCCUGCUGCCCGAGAGCGACAGUGCCUUGUGGGGAGAGGGAACCGGGGCCCAGCCAACACCCCACAGCAGCUUCGCCAGCCGCCUCCAGUGCAGAGCAAGGGCUGCAGCCGGCCGAUGCCGAAGGCCGUGCCGUGGGGGUGGGAUUUACUAAAGAGAAGAGAUCUAUUUUUGUCUAAUAAAGAAUUUAUAUGAGCUCCAGG
Gopherus evgoodei (Goodes thornscrub tortoise) is the source of this 6015-nucleotide messenger RNA. RefSeq names its product tensin 2 (gene TNS2). Lineage: Eukaryota; Metazoa; Chordata; Testudines; Testudinidae. Gene Ontology annotation, biological process: peptidyl-tyrosine dephosphorylation. Gene Ontology annotation, molecular function: protein binding; protein tyrosine phosphatase activity. The record is from RefSeq and is a predicted model, not a curated record.